Molecule: messenger RNA, 1207 nt
Organism: Helianthus annuus (common sunflower)
Lineage: Eukaryota; Viridiplantae; Streptophyta; Magnoliopsida; Asterales; Asteraceae
Exons: 10
Coding region: 116-1060 (314 amino acids)
Source: RefSeq, a predicted model, not a curated record
UCAUGACCCAAUCAUGACCCCCACACCUGUAGCCUAAAGGUAUCCUUCCUUCCUAGUUCCGAUAUAUUUAUUAUUAUUACACCUAAGCAAAGGCAAUAGAUAAGUAUGAAUUUUGAUGGCUAACAACACGAAUUUAACAACAAACGGCGUCGGCACCACCACCGACAACGGCGGUCGGUCGGAGGUUUCUGCGGUGGGUCCUUCUGUACCUAAUGUGUACUGGACUCCCCAUGAACAGUCCAUGAUGAACCAACUCCUCUCCACAAAUGCCUCAUCUAAUUUGGUAAAGCGUUAUGCAAUAAUUGUGCUGAAGUUGCAAGAAAAGAAAACGUUAUACGAUGUGGCGCUACGUCAUAGAUGGAUGACUGUGAAGAGAAAUGGCAAGCAAAGGAAAGAUGGUAGUAAUUCAUCAAGGACGCAUAAAGAAAUAAAUGAAAAAGCUGCAUAUGAACAAGUGAAGCCAUCUUCUGAUGCUACCAAUGGUCAGCAUUAUGCUCAGUUAUCAACCUCGAUGGACGGCGAUGAAGGUAUUGAUGAUGAAAUAUCUUAUGAAGCUAAUGUUGGUGCUGCAUCACAGCUUCUUGAGCGAAAUCGUCAUGCCACAAAUCAAAUUUCUGCACACGGUUCUGCUUUCAAGGAAAAUGGCAAACGAAUGAAAGAUAAUAGCGAUUCAUCAAGCGGGCAUAAAUACAAAAAGGGAAAAGCUGCAUAUCAACAAGUGAAGUCAUCUUCUCAUAGUACAAAUCAUUCCAAUGGUCUUCAUCAUGCGCAGUUAUCAACCUCCGUAGACAGCGAUGAAGAUCCUGAUGAUGAAUUAUCUUACAAAGUUAUUAAUGGUCCUGCGGGGCAGCUUCUUGAGCAGAAUGAACAAGCCAUGAGUCAAAUUUCUGCUUCCAAGUUUCAUGUGUUGCAGGGGAACAUAAACAAUAAGCCUAUUUGUCAAAUGAUAAAUAACAUUGAUGCACUCAUGAAUGUAAGCUUAAAUGAUAUGCCUGAGAUGGAACAGUCGGCUUGCCAACGCUAUAAUUCCUCAAUGGCCAGACACCUAAACAUUGGUUGAUGACGAGUCACUUUGUUUUUUGUUUUCUUUUUCUUCUUAGAUUGAGAUUGUGAAUAUGGGUUUAGGGUUGAUGGAAGGAUUUUAUUCUUUUCAAGAUUUGAUAUGAUAAGUGCAUAUAUGGGUUAGUUUGGUUCGGUUUUUGGUUCA